This is a messenger RNA of Xenopus tropicalis (tropical clawed frog), 2966 nucleotides long. It is a transcript of the gene mon1a, whose product is annotated as MON1 homolog A, secretory trafficking associated. The transcript has 7 exons. Bases 441 to 2054 code for a protein of 537 amino acids. The record is from RefSeq and is a predicted model, not a curated record. Gene Ontology annotation, biological process: vesicle-mediated transport; protein targeting to vacuole. Lineage: Eukaryota; Metazoa; Chordata; Amphibia; Anura; Pipidae.
GUCCAGGUAGCCAAAGAAAGGUGAUUGUAAGAGCUAUCUCUUAGGAGCGCUAUUGUUGCUGGGAGAUGUAUCUAGAAGCAUCCUGGGUGCGAGUGUAAAAGAAAAUGAGUCUGUAGAGACUACAAUUACCACAAUGCACUGGGCUGUUCAGGGACUGACCUUUAAAACGUACAAGAGUGAAAAGGAAUUCUCCUGCUGGCAGGAUGAGGGAGAGUCGGCUGAAUGUAUCGUGAGAAGUGUGUUCUGCAGUCUCAGCGGGCCAGGAUUUUGCACUGGCAGAUGUGACAAAAGCAAUUUAAGAUUAUGAGGAAGGAAUGUGUACUUCAUAAUUUCCUGUGUGCUGUGAGAAAGCAAGUGAAGGAGGUCUGCAGUUUGGGAUGAACAUGGCUUGAUUUGAGAAUUUAUCCUCUACGGUGCACAUUGAUUCAGGACUGCACAAGAUGUCACAGAGUGAGGCAACGAUUUCCACUGGCACCUUAUCUUUACCAGAAAAUCAAGAUUCUCAAAGGUCUGCUAGUCCUGCCCCCACACUUAUCCAAGGCACCGAGCCAGGGGCUAGUCAGGAUGAAGCAAUGUUUGUUCAUGCUCAGUCCUAUGAAGAUCUUACUGGAGAAGAGGAAGGCGCUGUCCCUGGGAGCCCAGGUGUGGAGGGUGCAGUGGAGUCCAGUAGCAUGGAACAAAUAAGCGAGGACUUUAGCAAGCUCAGCACCAAAUUAAGUUCUUCGGAUCAGGAGACACAGAACUCAGAAGUCCGCACUGAUUUGGGCCGGAGGGAGUCUAUUCGCUCUACAGGCCAAGAGGAAAAUGAAGAGGGUGGACUUAGGGCUCUGGAAGCCUGGUACAACCACCAGAAACAUGUAUUUGUGCUGAGUGAGGCAGGGAAGCCAAUAUACUCUCGCUAUCAUUCAGAAGAAGCCCUCUCCAGCAUUUCAGGAGUCAUGAUGGCUCUUGUGUCCUUUCUGGAGACUGAGAAGAAUGCAAUCCGCUCCAUACAUGCAGAUGCAUACAAGGUGGUGUUUGUUCGCCGCUCCCCCCUUGUCUUGGUUUCUGUGUCUCACACACGGCAGUCAGAACAGGAGAUUGCUCAGGAACUACUCUAUGUUUACUACCAGAUACUCAGCCUUCUUACGGGGACUCAGCUUCACCAUCUUUUUCAACAAAGACCCAGUUAUGAUCUGCGCCGUCUUCUCUCGGGGUCUGAACGUAUCACAGACAGUCUACUAGACUUAAUGGAUAUUGACCCAAGCUUUCUUCUCGGAGCAGUGCGCUGCUUGCCUAUUGUAUCAGGGGCAAGAGACGCUUCUAGUUCUUGCCUCCAGCAAGCUAAGGCCAAAAGCUUAGUAUUCUCAAUCCUGAUGUCUAGGAACCAACUCAUAAGUUUAGUUAGAAGGAAAGAGCAUUACCUUCAUCAUAUUGACCUUCACUUGCUGUUCAACCUUGUCACCUCCUCCAGUUCAUUUAAAGAAGGAGAAGCAUGGACUCCAGUUUGUCUGCCAAAAUUCAAUUCUUCUGGAUUCUUCCAUGCCCAUAUCUCCUAUUUAAGCCAUGAUCCUGAACUUUGCCUGCUUCUGAUCUCCACUGACCGAGAGGACUUCUUUACAGUAUCUGACUGCAAAAGGAGGAUUGUUGAGCGCAUGGAGAAGCGAGGAUGUUGGGGCUCAUUACGAGAGGCUUUAAGAAGUCCCUUUUACUCUGUUGCCCAGGUUGAUAUCCCAGAACUUCGUCACUUUCUUUACAAAUCAAAAAGUUCUGGCCUCUUCACAUGUCCAGCAAUGGAUGUUCCCUAUGACACAGAUGAGGAAAGAAGGCGACUGCUGGCUCUCUAUCAGUACCUCCACAGCAAAGCUCACUGCAGUUCCCAUCAUCUUACUACUAUUUAUCACAUGGGAACCAAUGAGAAUAUACUGACUUGGGUAACAGAUGCAUUUGAACUCUACGUUUGUUUCAGCCCUUUGGCCACCAAAUCAAUAGCUACCACUGGUGUCUCUCGCCUAUUGCGCUGGAUUCGCAAAGAGGAGGACCGGCUUUUUAUUCUGAGUUCCCCUACCUACUGAUACUACUUUUUCCAAAUGCUGUUUUUUUUUUUUUUCAACUUUCAUGAAUGAAAUAGAAAAAAGGGUUUUCUCUGUAAUCCAAAAGGAGGUAAGGGGUUACCCAUUAAGUUAAAAACACAUUCCUUCAGAUUAGGGUUACCAGAUCAUUUGAAAAUUCAGGGACACAUCUAAUAAAUGUAUGUUGCGUGGCUGUACUUUUUGCAUUCCAAUGAAAUUGCAGUGAGUGCAGCCCUUCUACAUAGAUUUUCUUUACAUGUAUGAAUUUUUGGGUAACCCUACUCAUGAUGGGCAAGGAGCCAUGUUAAUUUACUGUACCAGGAGACCACCUUCUGUGAAUGGAAAUGUGUAAGUUUGGCACUGCUGCGGAACUACUGCUCCCUUUGCCCAAACUGUAGUUCAGUAACAGCAGUGCCUUUCCCUUCUUCUACCUCAGAUACAUCAUAGAGAAACACCCAGAUACUAUAGUUGUUUCCUGCCAGAAAGAAAAUACUAUCCAUGCCCCUUGUCCAUUAUUGACUUGUUUAUCCUUAUGAUUGUCUGGCCUUUUUGCUUUCUGUGGGAAUAUAUAGCUGCUUCCUCCCAGCAUUCCGGGUUCCAUGUCUAGCUGAGAAAAGCAGACACAGCACUGGUGUCUCAAAUUGCAUUUUCUACACUAGAAGGCACUGGCAAUUCCCUGACAUGGAAGAGGUUGGGCCAAAACAGCGGCUGCUGAUUUUCCUGUAUGAAAUACAUUCCAGUAUCAUUAACUAAUUAGUAAGGCUAUCCCUUAGGCCAUAUGGGCUCAAAACCUUCUGUGAUAAAACCAAAGAAAAGAAUGGCAUUUAAUGGACUGUAUAUAUCUCCAUGUGCAGCAUGUAAAAGCAAAAGCCCAGUAUUAAGAUGUUAAAUAAAAGCUCUGUUUUUCUUUUUAAA